UGACAUUGACUGUUGGGGCAAUAACAAAAAAUAUCUUUAAAAAAAAGGAAAUUAGGACAACAUACCAAAAAGUUAAUGAAUGUCACUUCAGGGCCUGUUUCCAUAGUUAAAAAAAGUUACAAGAUUUCAACACUUCUGUGAAAAUUCUGUGCAAACUUAUGCUAACGGUUGUUACCAUAGUUUCAUGUGCUUAUCUAAUCCCCCUGAUUUGUUAUAAGUGCUGACUGUUUGGCUAGAGCGUGUGAUGACGUUUCCAGCUUUUCUAGCCAAUCAGAGGCGAAGGAGGCAGGACUUUCCCUGGCGAAAGUCUUCCCCGGGAUGCGUCUUUUUCCCCCCGGAAAGUCGCAAAAUGGCAUCGGGCUUGAUGUGUGUAGUCAGGCGUGUCAAAAUUCACCUCUGAAUAUUUCAUAAUUUCCCGUUCAAAAUUCGUGUCGGCCCCGGUGUGUAAGGACCUUAAUCAUUAAUAUGGCUGGGCAUUCCUACCUACCUUAAUGCACUGGAAGCGCAUGGGGGACCCAUCCAAGAUGGAGGCCGUGCUGAUAUGUGAGCUCCAAUAGGCUGUGUCAGGCUUUGAGGUGUUUACGUAUAUUAUGUCUAUGGUAAAAAGCCUCUGUUACGGAAGUAGUGGGUGCUACCACUCCAAAAAAUGAGACCAGUGGACACAGGCCCUUGUCUAACUACCACUCCAAAAAAUUAGACCAGUGGAAACAGGCCCGUGUCUAACCAUGCAUUCCUAUAUUCUCAAUAAGGUCAUAAAGUUUUUAUCUAAUAUAAAUCUGUUAAGUUUUAAAAUUUGCAGACAGUGUGAUCAUUUAGAAGUAGUACAGCACUGCCUGAAUGUGAUCUUUCUGGCCGCCUGGAGGUCCUGACCCCUCAUGUUGGGAGCCCCCUGGUGUGAGCAGCAGGUUGUGUUGAAACUGUAAAUGUUCCUUUAAGCCGGAGAAAAAUGCGGAGGAGAGGCGGAGCUGCUGCCGCUGCUGUCACUACACCUCCUCUCCGGCUCUCACUCAUAGAUGUGCGGGGCCGAGCAGGCAGAAGCGAGCUCUCACUGCGGGGAAAUGAAACACGCAGCGCGUCCCGAAGUGGCAACUAACGACGAGCCGGGCACGACCGAAAACUUCUCCCUCUUCUGCUCGUACGCUUCCUCUCUGCGGGACUUCACGCACCGUCCGGGAUCAUGUUGUUUCUUCUUCAUCGCCUCUUUGGAUCGCAGCUGAGUGAAAGAGAAAGUCCACACUGGAUCUGAACCUGCGCACUUGUCUGCUUCUUUGGUCAAAUCUCUGCACACUUGAUGUCUGAAUAACUCCAAAAGUGACAUUUCUGGAUCAGUUGUCCUCGCGUGUUUUGGAUUAUUAUUCCUGCCACGAAAAGAUAUGUUGGUUUUAUACGUGAUCAGCCUGGCCGUGCUGUCAGAUGCAGGUUAGUGUGUUUCUUAUACAUUAAACAUCCCAUCCUCUGAGUUAUUGUCAUUACUGCAUCAAUGUGCACUUGCUCCUCUUGGAGGUGUGCACCAAUGCAGAACUCGCCUUAAAUUUUAGCAAAUUUAAGCUUUACUUCGAGGCGUAUUUACACUGGAUUUCUGACAUAUUAACCCACAUAUGAUAGUAGUUUUAAGAGUGAUAAAGUUUUUAAUAAGUUUUAACAAACUCCAGCUUCCACAUUAACCACAGGAAUAUCCAGAAAAGCAGAGCACAUGUGUGAGGACUCGUUGUUUUUAAUUGGCACAAAUUUAAAUGGAGGUUUUGUAUGGGAAACGUGAAAGUUGAUAAAGCUUUGAUUUUAUAUUUGAUUCAAAGCUCUACAAACCAAUAGUCACUUGUAUCUUCAUUACAGUUAAAUUUUACAUUAUUUAUCAUGCUUUAAGUUGGCAUACUAUCACUCAGCACUGUAAAUGAUAACAGUAAGUGAUUAUUAUGUUUCCUCCCAUGACCUCUCUACCUACAGACAGUUAUGUAAUUCAUCAUGUACUCCACUUUGACAAAAACAUGCUUCCAGAAAAAGUUCCUCAGUGCAAAAGCUCAUUAAUUCAGGCUCUAAGGGUGUAAUACAAUCGCAUCUGUGAGGUGCUUUGAUAUGAAACACAAAGACAAAGUUUUCAGGCUUUGGAUUAUAAAUCCUCAUAGGAAGAUGACACUGUGGCCCUGAGGGUGAGUUUUUUUUUUUCCUUCCAAAGCGUCUGGGAGGCGUCUGAAUGCCGCUCAUCCUCCUCGAGCUGCCAAACUUUAUCUGUGUUAGAGUCCACGCUGGCUGCAGUCUGCAGCAGGCAGGUGCACAAUGCCUCUAUUAUCCCUUUUGCAUAACAUUUCCGAUCGAGGUAAAUCACUUGACUUGUGUACACACUAACAGACACACUCACACUGAGUCACACUUUAACUACUCAUUCUCACAUUUUCUCUGUUUCUUGUACUUAAAUUCAGGUCAGUCUGUUUGCUAAACUGCAAGUCCAAACAUUUCCAAACCAGCUCGAAAGAACGGGUCAAUUUAAAGGUUCACACUGGUAUUGUGUGCUGACAAACAGACAUUUCUUUGGGAUAACUUGAAUGAUUAUUGGACAUGGGACACAAAAUAUCAGCUUCAAUGUAAAGAGAGUGCUCAAAUGUGGUUUUUAAUAUCUUUCCUGGAAACUGGAUCACCUUCCAUUAAUAAUCCAGACCUCCCUUACACAUUUUUUGGGCAUCUUUUCAUGCAAGAUUUUUGUUUUUUCACUCGAAGGUUUUCAGAAUAAAACUUCUAUCUUACUAAAAGAGAAGUCCUUGUAAAGGUGCCACUAGUAUUUAUGUUUGUUGACAAAAUGUUGCAGGUUUGGGUAAGGGCUGCGUGGGCGGGGUUAGGGUUAAGGGUAGGGAUAGGUGUGUACCCUUCGUCUUGGGAAUGAUGUCACUUCAAAGCUACAAAGUGGAAAGUUGUUUGGAUUUCAAGCUCAAGGUUACUGAGCUUCCCCCGUGUGUCCAAGUUGGAUCCCCAACUCCAGGGGGCAUUGUAAAAGACACCACUGUACCACUGUUUCCUGUCGCCUCAGUUUCAUUUGUAAGUCUUUUCUCCUUCCAUGCAGGUCUGUCAGAGGUGUUCCGUGCAGGUGUGGCCCCUCGCUGUGAGAGUCGCGCCUGCAACCCUCGUAUGGGUAACCUCGCUCUGGGCCGCCGCAUCCUCACUCAGACCGUCUGCGGCAACAACGGCACCGAGCUCUACUGCUCCUACUCUGACCCCAACAUCAACCUGGGCUGCGACGCCGCCAAGUGCGCCAAAUGCAACGCUGCCCUACCUCACCUGUCUCACCUAGCUGGAGCCAUGUCCGACUCCUCGUUCCGGCACCCGAACACAUGGUGGCAGUCAGCGGAAGGGGUGGAGUCUGAGACGGUGCAGCUGGACCUGGAGGCGGAGUUCUACUUCACACAUCUUAUCCUGGUGUUUCGUUCGCCGAGGCCUGCCGCCAUGACCCUGGAGAGAUCGCAGGACUUUGGGAGGACGUGGAAGAUGCUGCAGUACUUUGCCAGCAACUGUAGCGCCGCCUUUGGGCUGGAGGAGGGAAAGGCAGGAGGGGGCCGGGAUGGAGCCACCUGCACGUCCAAAUACUCUGGGGCUUAUCCCUGCAACCGUGGAGAGGUGAGAAGCCAAAUUCAUACUCUUAAAAUUCUCCAGCAAUGAAGUGUCUCAGUUGGGUUAAACUCUACACAGACCUGAAAGCACUGCAUGGAUCAAACAAAGGACAGAAAAAGCUCACUGGCUAAUGAGUAAAUUCACACAAUUAAGCUUUUAGCAGCUAGGGAGCCCAAUAUUUUACCUCAAGAUGAUGGAGACAAAGAGCAAAGAUAUAAAUGAGAUAGAGCGAUUGAAAACUGGGCUAACAAGUGCCUUUUGUAGGAGGUGUUCAGGUGCAGUGGCAAAUGUGGGUCAGCUGAGUCCUUGCAGCACUUUAAGCCAAAUACCCAGUUGCAAUUCAAGAAACAAGAAAAGACACUUCAAGUAUUUUAACUCUUCAAGCUGUUUUUAUGUUUGAUUCCUUCUAAGUAUCCCUCUUUUCUGGUUUUUAACAUACGACUUUUAGUCUGGGCUUUUGUGAACUCACUCCUGAGUCUAGUCAGAAUGAUAAUAAAGUGAUGCUUAUCAUCUUUUAUCUCCUAAACCACUACUUUACAGAGAGUAUAAAAAAGACACCCCAUAAAAGAGCCCAAUGAGCGACACAAAAGGAGAUGAACAAAACGGAUUAAAACCAAAAAUAUGAAGUUGAUUAAAACCAGAGAUUCAAGGAUUCUGCCCAACAAUGAUGACGUAGUCUCAGUAACUUCACACACUGGUUUGUAGCUUCAUAAAGCCCAAAGACUGCAACAAAUUCUGACCAUAACUAGCUUUUGGCUUGGGAUAGUUUCAUCUUGUAUCAUACCAAAACACUUUACAUGUUAUUGCAUGGGGUACUAUACAGUUUUAUAAUGUAUCGUAUCAGCCACGCCUCUCAUCUUGCCCAACCACUAUCUCUAAUUUAGUGAAAAUGGAUGACUUAUUAAAAAAUUUAACUGAACUGAAUUAAAAUAAGGAGAUAGAGAGGCCCAAACUUUUACCAGGCUGUACGCAUGUUAAAUCUUGCUGUAAUAAUGGUCAUUUUUUAAUGGACUCCAAUGGAGUCUCCCAAGCUGUUGGAGCCAGCCUCAAGUGGACAAAAGUGGGACUGCAGAUUUUUAUACUUUUUCAUUUUCUUCUUUUCUUAACAUCAGAGGUGACAGCUUGAUUGACGUAUGAAAACUGAAUGAAAUAAAUCGGAGGAUAAGGUAGAUAAGGUCGUUAAUUAACGAUCAGGUCAAAAGUUGAAGUCGACACAAAAGGUUUCUUUGUCCUCGGUUUCAGCUGGAACAUUAAUUUCUCUGUUUUCCCUUCAACAUACCCAGUAACCAGCCAACACGUCUUUGUACGAUCAGAUCAGUAUCAGAUUGAUUUCCUAAUAUCCCUUUUUGUCCAAAAACGUCAGAAAGCAGGUUAACGCAGGUGGGAAAAGACAGCAGAUACACACACCUGCAGAGAAUCGCCGGAGGGGGUUACAGAAAGUUUCCUGCUCAGCUUUUUUUAUUACUAACGAUGUCAUAUCACACGCCAGGUAUGGCAGGUAAAUCGCCAUGGAGACCGACACUUUUCUGACAAGCGAUCAAAGUGUAUCCUCUCCAUCAGUAGCUGUGAUACCAGCUUAGAUUCACUUCAGUAAGUCACGCAACAUGUCAAAAGGCGAGUCAUCCAGCGGCGUUAGCACACAGAGCAGAAUAAAAGCAGAGCACAGCCAGGUGGGGGAAGCUCUGUGUGUGUGUGUGUGUUUGUGUGUGUGUACGUGCAUGAGUGAGUGUUUAAUGGGUGUACUUUGACUGUAGCACGAGAGGGCUUCCUGAAGUCCCUUGAUGUUUAAUUGAAGCAGUGUGUGUCGGGAGCUGCUCUGCAGAUGUGUGUGGAGGCGCAUGCCGAGCGUGGUGCUGCUCCGGACUCCCUGCAGAGCUCUCGUGUGUAAUGCGUGUUGACGCCCUCUUUGAUGGAGUAUUCCGAGUAUUCCUCGCAGCUGUUUUGGACUUAUUCUGCCGCUGGAUCAUAAAUCUUCCCCCGUCUCCUCCCGCUGUGCUUCUUGUGCGUUUUUAAAUGAGAUUAUGAGCUUGUGCGUGUAAGAAAAAACAGACGAACCGGCUCUACUUUCUAUUUAUUGUUGCCUAAAAAGAUUAAAACAUUGUUCCCUCUCUGUCUGUCUCUCUCUGUUCAUAUAUUGGUUUUUGUACGUCUCAGCCACCUGUGCUUGCAGCUUGAUCUUUGCCCUCUAACCCUGUCAACUCCCGACCCGGAGGUUAACAGAGGUCAAGUAGCGCUCUGACAGGCCAGCUGCUGCUGCUCAGCUGUUCACACUGUUCCCGCUCCUUUGUGUUGAGGCUGUGCGUCACCUGCAUUGACAGCUAAACAGUGCGCAGCCUUUGCAGGAUGAUGACAGCGCAGUGUUGUUCUGUGCAAUACGUUUCAGUGAGUUUUACAUGUGUAGUGACCUCUUCACUGGUAAAAUUCUUCUCUAAACUUGAUUUGUAUCUAUUCUAGAGGAAUUUAUUUAUUUAUUUGUUUGCAUGCAUUUUACUGUUUUUAUCAUUAUUCAGCUGUAGAUUACAUUAUUAUUUAGAUAAAGCUGGCCUAUAUGCAACAUGCAGAUGUUGUCAUGCUGGAAUCAGGACUUGGAACUGGGUUAGACUUAUUGAGGCAUAUGUUUUGUAUCAUAUUUUACUGAAUGAAUUAAAUCACAGGGUAUGGUAUCAUUUCAUAUAUCAUAUCAAAUAACAAUUCCAGAUUGCUGUGCCUUAGAAAUUGAGAUUUACUGCUUCUCUCUGCUCAAACACCCACACCCUGCCUUUACUGUUAAAAAACCGUUUGAAGACGUCACCUGGGGCUAUAGGUAUUUGUAUGGACGCAUUUUCUUUAUAAAUGCUAUGCGUAUCAAAUAAUAAAUCUAUGAAUAAGCAGUCAGUAAAUCUUUAUGAUGACUUAUCUAUGGUUGCAGCCUCAUCGUAAAACUUCAUCAUAAACUCAAAUCAAAAGUGGUUGGCCUUGGGAGGAUUUACCUUUUUUGUCUCAGAGUAUCUCUAAAAUAUAUAUGACUAUCAACAAUAUCAAAGUAAAUAAGACAUAAAUAAUGUGGCUGAUAAUUGGUUUAAAGUUCUCCUGCACGUGUUUGCUUGUUAUCAGAUGGCGGUAAAGGUUUCUGGGAGUUGUUCUGUAGCUGGGAGCGAUUCAGGGAGCUGGUAGUCUCAGCUUUCUGCCAUGAAAGCAUGUCAUCUCUUGUGCUGAAAGCUUUUUCAUGUUCACCUGUGUGUGUGUGUGUGUGUGUGUGUGUGUGUGUGUGUGUGUGUGUGUGUGUGUGUGUGUGUGUGUGUGUGUGUGUGUGUGUGUGUGUGUGUAGUAUGCAGGGCUUCUUGUCUUAUUUAUGAGGUCAGCCGGGCUGGAAGAAUGUGAGUGUUUGUUGUAGAGACUGACCUCCUUAGGGAAGAGAGUGAGGCCUACACACACACACACACACACACACACACACACACACACACACACACACACUUUCUAGAUAAACACAUACAGUCAGCUCUCCGUCUGUCUGCUGGGAAGGAAGUGCCGUUGCUCUGAUGGAUGUUGGUACUGUUGGCUAGACGCCUCCCACCCCCCACCCCACCCUCCUCUGCCUCACCCCCUCACCCACUCUGUUUCCCUCUCCAUCUCUCUCCUUCCAUCAAUGCCCAUUGUGCCUGUUUACCAGAUUACAGCCCACAGUGCUUUGAUGGAAUUACGCCUGUUAAAGCCAGACUUACUUUUUUUUUAGCCUGAAGUGAACACAUGGCCUACAGUGAACCAAACACCUCAGGAACUAAAUUCAAAUCUGCUUCAUUGGCUUUCAAUUGUCCCGUAUUUUCCAUGCAAAGUAUAAAACUUAAUCACCCGUGUGCUUCUGCAUGUGGCAAAAGUUCACAGAUCCCACAUUGGACGUACAGUAGUCUUCGAAAGCAGAUGUUUUCCAUCCUUCACUCGUGGCACUUGUCUUUCUGUGAAUUCGCUCACAGUUUAAGAUUCCCUCGUGGAGGUUUGAGUCUGUAAAAAUGUUCAUAGUCAGCAUUUCUAACCAAAACACCUUGUGUGUGUCCUUGGGACCCGACAGACCCAGGGAAUGUGCUUCCAUUCACAUAAAACGAAACUGUGCAACAUUUUCACAAGUGUCUUUAAAACCAUAAAUCUGCUUUACAUCCACCAAGGAGGGAGUUUUUGCAGAUUUGUCGCUGAGUGAGAUUAGGGAACCACUGAGCAGAUUUUUCUCAAAGUUGGUGGAAAGUUGGACAGCAAUUGAAAGAAGAGCCCAUACAUUUUUGGAAUUGAUGCAACAACUUAAAGCCCAAUAAUUUCCAAUGUAAUGUAACAAUGUUGUCUGAUGCAGAGUCAACAUUAGAUGCAUCUCAACAUACAGCAAAAUAAAUUAUAAUCCAAGUUAAAAAAGCAGAAAAUAAAUCUCUUGCAGACACUACUGCAGCUCUCCUAUGGCAAGCUAAGUCACUUUUAAUCCCAACAGGCAGUCGUUAAAAUCGUCCAAAUCUUCCUUUUGACUUUUGAACAACACCUGUAAUGUUUAUUCCAGGCCCUGGUUUCCUAUUCUGACUUCCAGGUUUCUUAGACUUAGCUGGAAAAUAGAAUUAAUGGUCCAAUACGUAAAAGCUGUUUCCUUUCUGUGAACUCCUCAUGGGGUCUCUUUGGAAAUAGUUUUUGUCCUGUAAAUCUCAGUAAGUCUUCAAGGGACAGUUUGGUUGGAUGCCACACUCAGACUUGAGAAGGCCAACUGGCUUAGGAGUCAAAAGAUUUCUACAAGAAAUAAAACAGAAAUGUUGAUUUUUGCAAUGGACCAGAUGAUGUCUGAAUAAUUUAAUCAGUAAAAUAUAAUGUAAAUCCUAAUUUCUGCAUUUACAAAACAACAUCCAUUUAAAACUACUUUAUGUGAAACUAUAGACAGAGGCUUAAGUCCUUAAAGUGGGCUGUUCAGGUUCAGCUCCAACCCCUGGCCCUUUGUCACAUCAUUCCCCACUCUGUCUUCCCAGUUUCCUACUCUAUCCGAUCUAUUAUUGAAAAUAGUCCCAAAUCAAAUGGAAAACCUCUGUAUUAAAUAAGAUAUAAAGACUGAGCGAGGGAUCAUGCCACCAAAUUUGCUGCUAGAUGUGCUCUGUAGCACUAUUAUCAAUCAACCGUUUAACAGUUUUCCACCAAAAAUGAAAAAUGUGUUUUAAAGUGUCAUACAGUUUUUGUUCUAUGGCUGUUUUAUAAAAUACUGUUACAAAAUUUCCUGGAUAAGUAAAUUAUUGUUUUGUUUGGCUCCCAGAACCCUCUUACAGAAGUUGGAGCGCCCUAGAACAUAAAGACAUUUGAAACCUAAAUUAGAAUAAAGAUGUGUGUCAUCUGCAUAUCUGCAAACCCUAUAUUUGUCUUUAUAUUCUAAAAUAAUUAUUGGGGCAUACUAGUUAUGUUGUGAAAGCUUCAAAUUGGACUCUUUGAUUUCCCAAAAUUCUCAAAUGGACACAUAAACACGGGUAUCAUCAGCAAACUUGCAAACUCAGAUGUUUUGUUUCUGUACUUUAAAGAAAUUUAUGAGGCAUGGUUGCAAGAUAUGGUUGAGUUGUUAAUUCCUUUAAAUGGACUUGGAAACCAGAUUUCUGCUAAAUCUAAUAUAGACCUGGGUGUCAUCAGCAUAUUUGCAAACUCUAAUCUUUUGUCACCAUAAUUUGAAAGGAAUCUAUGAGGCAGACAGCUGAUUUUGUUAUGUAAACCUUUGUAUCAUCAGUAUAUGAAAUCCUUUUAUUUUGUCUAUACAUUCAGAGGAAAACUACGAAGCAACACUGUGUUGCGAAAGCUCCGCGAUAGACUCUUUGGAAUCUGCAGCACUGCUGUUUGUGUGCAUGCCAGUGAGGAUGUGUGUAUCUGCUGGAGUUGCUGUGGUAUCACUGAGCUGUCGCAGGCCUUUUGUCCGUCCCUGAGUUAUGUGAAUCUGCAUCUCCAUCCCCGUCUUUGUCUGGCCCUGCUCUCUGUGCUCUCCCGCGGACCGGCGCCCCUGCUCCUCUAUUUGUCGUGUUCUCUUAAUUGUGGACCACAAUGCCGUGACCCUGCGACCUUUUCCAACAACAGGGAAAUUAAUAGUGCUCCUCCCAUCACACUCUGGGCCAGUCAUCCAGCCAAUGAGGGCGCCCCAUGGGGUCUUUGCCUGCAUCUCAAAGCUUUGGCCAAAGAAAACACACAUAAACACACUACUCAUCCAACGAUAUCAAUGACAGCCAAAGACAACAACACACCCUGUGCAAAGAAACACACCGCAAACACACACACUUCUUUCACAGCUAGAGCUGGGGCAGACACCAACUUUUUCGUGGCCAAAACAGCGGCGGUGCUGGUUGCUAGUGGCAGCAGUAGCCAUGGAAAUGGCAGCCCAUAAAGGGAUCUUCGAUUUGAAGGAUGUCCAGGGACCAGACAGGGAAAGAGGGAGAAAAAAAGAGAGAGUGAGUGAGAAAGGGGGGAGAGAAAGGUUGGGGGCACUCUUUUAAGGGCAACCAGUACCCUCAUGAUCACGUGAAGAUGGCAGUCAGUGACGAUGAGUUAUGAAGUCACAGAUCCGACCAAAACAAACCUCCAUUAGCAUGACAGAUAUAGUGACAGAGAGGCGUCAAUGACCCUGAUAGUGCCACUAAAUAAACCCGUCAAAUCCUUUUAAAUCAUAGAGUGGGGAUGACAGGGAGUACCAUGCUGCAUCUUUUGUGUUUUAUUAGUCCUUUCAGAGAUCCAAGACAGAAAGUAAAAGCCAAUGAGGGAGACGGAAAACGAUAAAAGUCUGACAAAAUCUCCUCAUUCUGGAGAAAGAAGUCAGUCCAAGUGUUAGGGAAAAAAUGACUGCACAGGUCUCAAAAUUAACUUUAUAACUUGGUGGAGCAGGAAUCUUUACUUAUACAAAGUCUGAAGUAAAACACUGUUGGUUCAGUUGUGUGAUAGCUUGUCUCUUUACAACCAACAGGUGAUCUACAGGACCCUCCCCAAGUGGGAAUCUUUGGAUCCAUUCGGGUUGGAGGGCCAGCAGCAGCUCAGGGUGACUAACAUCAGAAUUCGACUUCUGAAACAACAGUCGUGUCCCUGCCAGGCCAAAGACCUCGCCUCCGCACACGAAGAUCUCCCCACCCGACACUUUGCGAUCUACGACCUGAUAGUGAAGGGGAGCUGCUUCUGCAAUGGACAUGCUGAGCAGUGUGUUCCUGCACGGGGAUACCAGCCCAUCAGAGACCGGACCAACCAUGUGGUAAGAGAGGUUUAUAAAACAUCUCCUAGAGUUAAACUGAAUCAAAUUUAUCUCCAUCCACAUAGGUAAUUCUUGGCUUAAUGUGUUGGCCGUCGUCAUUGUCGGUUUUUUGGCGAUUUCAAUGGCAUCUCUUCGUCUUUCUGAUCUGUUUUUGUACCGGUGCUCUUUGCCAGUAAUCAAAUCUCCAAUGUAAAUAAUCUUGUUUCCAGCCUUGAUUCUUUGACACUAACACACCACUCCUGUUUUGACACGCAGGCAUUUCCUUUCAUUCUUCAGAUUUCUCUCGUUUCGAUAAUUAUCACUAAGUAAUCACACCCCACAGGCCGGCUUUUCACUUGUUCUUUGAAAUUAAGAUUAUUCAAGAUUAGGCAGGGCACUUACAAACUAAAUGGGCUGUUCACUUUGUGUUGGCAGUCGUCUUAAUAACACGCUAAAGGAGGGGUGGAGGUGGUGGAGGCGGUGGGGAUCCCAUUCCUCUUUACUUCCGCUGCUCUUCUGGGUCCGUCUGCUCAGAUAAACAGCUGCCGUUCUUUCCGGUUCAUAACAAACCCAAGAGAUGGAGAUACUGAUCCGUCUGAGUGACGGUUAAUGAUGGUGUUGAUGUAUGUGUGUGUGUGUGUGUGUGUGUGUGUGUGUGUGUGUGUGUGUGUGUGUGUGUGUGUGUGUGUGUGUGUGUGUGUGUGUGUGUGUGCGCUGAUAAAAGUGUGAGUCUGUGUUUUUCCUGGAGACCAACAGUGAAGUGUUUCAGAGCGGCGCUCCUAUCACAGUCAUCUCCACAAACACAAAUCACGCUGGAUGACUUUGAAGCCGAGCGUCCGUUCUGCUGCAAUCAGUGAAGCUCGACAAGGAAAGUGAGAGUCAACAAGGAGGACUUAUAUAAGCAAAGAGAUUUACACUGAUAAACAACAGCAUGACAACAGAAUAAACAGUCAGGCUUGGGCUGAUUAUGGAUCUUAGAGGAUGAUAAGAAGUGUUAAAUCUAAUCAGGUGCAGUGGGCAGAUGCCAUGUCUUUACAUCACCAAUAAUUCGUUCUUGUUUAUAAAAACUUAGAUGCUAGAAAACCCUGAUAUUUAACCACUGUCUGAAACCCUUCAUGCAGGCUGCUUUUCCAUUGAUACAAAGUGAGACACUGUUUGUGGGUGUAACUUUUUGCACAGUUAUGUCAUCAUGAAACAAAGUAAUGCCAGAACAGAAAACCUCUGAGGCUCCAGUUGAUAGUAAUAAAAUUUACGUAGGAGUCAUCAACAAAACGGGGUGCACAAAAAGCUGCAUUACACUCCCAAAAUAUAAAAAUUUCCUUGUUUGCUGCGAUUUGUCUUCGCAACCAGGUGAACACUUGCAGGAAUGACGCCACCGCUCCUGUACAUCAUGCUCUGGAACUUUGCCAUCGUUUAGAAAGGACCUCCAACAUUGUAACAUUAUAUGUAUGCAUUACAGUACAGAUCUGCAUAACAGGUUCUCAUUCAGCCUGAUUUCAUGUCACAUAUGACAUCUGAAGCCUCAUAGCUUUCUUGUUCACUGUAGCCUUUUCUAAAUGUGCAGAAUGACACUCAUAAGUACGUUUAAGUUAGCAAAACAUAUAUUAAAACUACACAGGAGGUGUUUCGUAUUUGUUGAUUUAAAAUGAGAUGUUUAUGUUCACAUAGGAGCGCUGGUUACCAUCUUGCACUGCCAUGUUUCUACAGAAGCACUGAAUGGACACACCGUAUUUUUCACAUUAUAAAGCGCACCUGAUUAUAAGGUGCACCAUCAAUGAACGCGUCUAUUCGCAUCUAUUUUCAUACAUAAGGCGUACCGGAUUAUAAUGCUCAUUGAGCCGAACAAAACAGUCAAUAACUUCGCAAGGCUACGGUAGCUGCAGUGCUCCAACAAGCCAAAAGGAUUUUAAGUACGCCUUAUAGUGCGAAAAAUACGGUAGUUAGGAAUGAGAGUGUUUUUGUAGGUUGCAAAUGGACGCACAAAAAGCUCCCGUUGAAAUACAAAGGUGAGAGUAGUUGUGUCCAAAUGAAUUUGUAGAUAGAGGAUUAUACUUUCAGGAGUGAGUAAGGGAGCAUUCAAGGCUCUAACUGCAAGAUAUCAUUGAAUUUGUCCAUUUCUACACAUUGCACCAAUCAUUUCCACAUGCACACUGUCAUUUUACAUGUAAGUCAUGUGAUGUUAAACUUACAGCACCAUAAUAUUUUUAUUCUAACCAGUAGCUGAAACAAACUCUUAUUGUGAUGCCGAUAUGAAUUUAAAACGUUCGGUAUAACAUUCACGAUAAAUGGACAAGACCAUUCAUGUGUUGCGUUCACUGAUAACAGUGUUUUUGUGCCAAAGCUGCUGAUGGCCGAUUUAUUGAAAACAGUCCUUAAAUCUUUGAAUCUGACUAUUUUCAUGCCAAGGAAUUCCAAGUAGCUCUACUGAGUGUUUUCAUGAGGAUUUCCUUCUUCUGAGGGCAGAAAAUCCUCUGAAACAGUCUUUAGACCACGGGGAUGUAAAACCCUCCUCUGCACGCCAGGCUCAUAACAAAAACAGAUCAUUUCAGAGCUGACAUGUCAGGAACAUGACGUAGAGUUUAUAUUUUCCUCUCAGAUAUAAGUCCAGCUUUACCCCAGACUUGAACCUAAAUCCUUCUUAACUUUACCCAUAACAUUACCUCAGGUCAUCAGAGCAUCGCUCAGCUAUGCAGGAGUAUUCGGUAAACACACAAGACAGUUAUAUAAGUGUCUUUUUUUUUUUUCUGCGCCUAUCAGCGGUUUUGUUUUGUGUCUCUGUUUCGACCUGGCAAAACCCAAACAAACAGAGCAGAGUAAGAUGAGAGAUGUGGGCAAAGAUAAGCGGUCGCUCAGGGAAGGGAAGGGCGAGCGCCACAGCAGAAGAAGUUUGGUGUAAGUGCUGUUGUUGUUCGACAUGACAAGCAAAGAUGUCUCCAUUGCAUAGAGAAAUAGGAUUUAUGACACGGCAAGAACAGCUCAAAAAGAAGCUGAGAUAAAGUGUAGUAAGCUAUGUAAAAUAGAAAUAGUUCAAAAACCUCGAUUUCUUACAAGGUCCGUUUCUUGUCAAAGUUUUGGGUCCCAUCAAAAACUCAAGGUCACUGUAGAAAUGCACUUUUUUCUCUUUACACAGCAGGUUGUUUGUUGUUUGUUUGGUCUGCUCUGUUAGGUGUGUGUGCUUAAGCAUGCAAUGUUUUGUCUUCCUGCAGUGUGUGCAUGUGUGCGCAGUAAUCAGCAGUGAAAGUGGUCUGUGUGUGUCUGUGCGCGUGUGCUGAUAAGUCGACUCAUUACUGUCCAGACUCUAAAGACGUAAGGAGAACUUUGUGAAUUUGUUGUUGUUUAUUUGUGCUGCUGUGCCCCCCACAUUGUUUUUUUCUUCUUCUGUGGUUUAGAGUGAUUUCACUGUCUACUAGUUCGGCACAAAGACACACACACACACACACACACACACACACACACACACACACACACACACACACACACACACACACACACACACACACUCACACUUGUAUCCAGACUUAAUGAUAUCCAGAGACAGCUACUGGAGUUUUAGCAGCAGUCAGGCCAGGCUGUGUUUGUGUGUCUUUGCCUUUCUGGCUCUUUUUUGUUCUUUACGUUUCCGUCUCACUCUCUUUCAUCUUAUUCCUCCUUACACAAAAAUGUUACUCUGUGGUUUGUUUCAUCUGUGUAGCAGAAUUUUGGUCUCUCUUUGCAAAGCGAAGCUGAACCUAUAUAUUUUGUAUGUAUUUUUUUAAGAGGACAACCACUCAGUGUGUUAGAUUGAAGUUUUUUUUCCAAAUGACCCCUGGCUCUAAGCUUUUGUAAAGCAUCUUUUGAUUUCCUAAACUUUUGGUUUAUGGGGUGUGUAAAUCUUACUUCUUAACGAUAUCAUAACAACCUAUUUAAAUGUGUUAUUAAAGCUUGUGUGGGGAGUUUUAGCUGUUCAACAACUAACUACAAUGACUAUGAAUGUCUCUUUAUUGCCUAACUUAGCAAACAAAACAAACAACAUCAGUUGUGAAUUAUUUCAUUUAGAUAUUUUUCAUGUCUAAAACCACAGACGGAUUUGCAUGUUGAAGGGAGGAGUUCAUUCACAUACCCCACGACAAAAUUUCUAAAUGAGUGAUAAAUUUGAUGAAAACAAAUAUUAAUUCCAAAAACGAGACUUUUAAAGAUCUUUGAAUUUCUUCAACAGUCAGAUUAGAGUUCUGUCGUAACUCUUGCAAUAAGAUUCUUUAAAUGAACACUGUUAUUUACUCAUCUAUUAUAGAAAAAAUUUUAUGAAGUACCUGCAAAAUUUUGUUGGAUAAAAAUAAAAUAACUUUCAUGUUUCAAACUGCACAAUUCUCCCUGUUUUUGGCUAAAAGGUGGUUCAAUUUCAGCAGCUUCUUUAAUUCUUCCAGCUCUCAGCAUCAGCCCAUCUGUGCGGCUGGUCUUUCACAGUAGCGUGUGUGCAGCUCUCACUGUGUACAUGUGUUAAUUAUCCCGUAUCACGGUAUGGUAAACAUGUGAAUCAGGAUAAAAUAACAACUGUCUGGACUCGAGCCAGCUCCUUCUCCUCUUCCCGUCAUUUUCUUUCUUUCCUGUUCCCCUCAUUACUUUCCAGUGAAUUACUUAUUCUUCUUACUUUUUUAACACUACAUGUGUUGUUCAGUCUCCUGCGACCUCUUAUUACUGACAUUGCUCCACUCUAUUAGUGUGAUUAAAAUGGUGUACUCAUGCCUCUCCAUCUAUGAAGAUCUAUGAAGUAAUCCAGACCACUGAUCCCUGCUCUGUUCUGUACACGAGGGUCUUUGCUAAUGCUCUGCAUGCCUUAGCUUUUAACGUUGGAACAUGAAAUAAAUGGGGGUUAGGUUUAGGGUUACUCCAACUAACUGGUUAGCCUAAAGGUAAGAAAACACUCAGAAAACCAUCAAAAUUGGGCACAGACUGUAGAUAAACAUUCUCUAAUUGGUUUACCAUUAGCAGAGCUAGCACCACCAGUCUGUAGUUUCCCUUGUAGUUCAACAUCUACAUAUUCUAGCAGGUUAAACAUCACUUCUGUUGUAUGAAUGUUCAAUCAAUUCAACCUACUUACAACUUCAUCCCCAUUUUCUAGAUCAUCCGACUGUGCUUGUUUAUAUCCACGUCGUAGAGCAUUGUAGCAUUAAUGGUAGGAACCUGGACAGUGAUAUUUGUAAGAAAUAGUAUUUAUUUUUGUGAGAAAGUACUAUACACCAGAAAAGAGUCCUUAUAUUUCGUACUUCAACUAUAUUUUUACUCUGUUACUUUCUUUAAUAUCCGAAGGCUGACAAACCGUGGGAAACAAACGCAAGAAUUUGAGUGUGUGUGUGUUUUUGUGAGUUAUUGGGACUAGCAUGUGUAUUUGCAUUGAAUAUUGUGUGCCUACCUCUGUAAUCGUUGUAUAAUUAUGUGUGUGUAUUUGUGUGUGUGUGUGUCCUACAUUACAGUCGCACGGUGUAACACAAACAAAUAAAGAGCUUCCUCAGAUGCCUUGCACCCCCCCUUCAAUCAUUAUCCAGCAUGCAUGGCAUUCCAGCUCGCAGGAAUGACAAGGAGAUUGUUAUUGUGCUCUCAGUGCUGCAUACUUGCUCUCUUCUCAUACACACACACACAAAGUAACAAACACACACACACACACACAGGCUUUUCAGACCAGAGGCCCGUUCUUGUUUCCAGUGAUGAAGCCAAACAAUCAAUCUCCAUUCACUAAUUUCAGGCAAGGGAGUAAGAGAGAGACAAGGGAGAGUUUGAGGGGGAGGAAAUCAGAGGAAAUAGAGAAAUUCAGGAGAUAAAAGUGGAGGUUAAGAGUUGUAAAAGAGAAAAGAGGAGAAGAAGAAAAAAAUCUUAACCCUUAUUCUUGGAUUAGAAACUUUUCCCUCAAUCCCGCUGACCUCUUUCUUCCACCUCCACCUGACAUUUUUCUCGUCUCUAAUGAGCCUCUCCCUCCGUAUGUCUCUCAGGUUCACGGGAAGUGUGUGUGCAGACACAACACAGCGGGAGAUCACUGCGAGCACUGCGCUCCUCUUUACAACGACCGGCCCUGGCAGCCCGCUGACGGACUGACGGGAGCGCCGCACGAAUGUCGGAGUAAGUCGAGCAAACACAGCUGCACCUUUUUCCAUCACAAGCACAGAGGUCUCAUGCUCAUAUGACAUACCUGCUUACAGAGAAACAUAAUCUACAAUACUUAGAGAUAAUGAAUUUUCCCAUCAUCUACAUGUGGUGGGGCCCCAAACUGGAGGGGGAAAGCUUUAGAGAUUGAUUUCCUGAUUUCCUCUUUCUUCAUCAGAGUGCAAAUGCAACGGACACGCCCAAAGCUGCCAUUUCGAUUGGACAGCUUGGCGUGAGUCAGGUCAGCGCAGCGGAGGUGUGUGUGACUGCCUGCACAACACUGAAGGACGCCAGUGUGAGAAAUGCAAGGCCGGCUUCUACAGAGACCCCCUAAGACCUCAAACUGCCUCUGACUCCUGUAAACGUGAGUAAAACACUGUAAGACACACAAAAAUCAAUUCAAAAGUUUCUAGGAAUAAAUGAUUUCAACAAGAGGAUGCUUUGCCUUAAAUCAGUAGGUAGUAUGAUGUUACAACACCUACUUUUGCCCUCCAUACAGACUGUUUUUUCAAAGCCUGCUUUAAUAUGACAGGUCAAUACUACAGAGAGAAAUCAGAACAUUUUCAGUGUUUGAAAUCCAGUCCCCUGGUACAGAGAACUACAUUAUUAUGUUGAAUCUGUUAGCAGAGAUGUGCAACCAUAUUCCACUGAAAACACAAGGUAACAUACGACAGACAGUGACACAUUUUAAACCAAUAAACACACUUAAAAACCACAUACUCCUAAUCUAAAAACAGAUACAACACAGAAACAAAAUAAAUAUUUAUGCGACAACAGAAAGUGAAAGCAAAAUGUAAGAUGGUUGAUUUAUUUCAUCACUGAAGUACAUUGAGGUAUUUUAUGACUCAUGGGGUUAAUGUUUUCUUUUGGUAUAAAUACAGUUAUAUAAUGUUAUAUAAGCUGAAAGUUACAGUUUAAAGCUCCAAUCAGAAACUUUUGGUUUGAGGCAAUUUUGGCGCCCCCUGUGGACCAAGAAGUCUCUAUUUAUCUUAUCUUCUGUGUACAGAAGUAGUUAUUUUUGACAUGAAUUUUCAUCAUACUGACUCUUGACUGACAAACACAUCAUUUAUAGUGAAUAUUUUAUGGAGAAAACCAUAAAAUAGGGCUGUUUCUGCUUGUCUGACAUCUGGCACCAGUUUCAGGCAUUAGAAAUCAGGAUGUGGAAAUUUGACACUGUCUUGUCACUGAUGCUUUUGUCUGCUUUUGGAUGUCAUAAAAAACAAGAAUAUGUAUCUCAAUCUAUUUAAGUUACAUAAAAAAAAAACUCCUUACAGGAGCUUUAAUAGAUGGCUGUGGUCUGCCUCUUCAUGAUAAUAGGACGGUUGUUGUUUGUUUCAAGUCUUGCCUCUGACCCUCAGGUGCUUGUAUCAUGCUUUAAUCAUGAUGUAUAAUAAUCAUAAAUCAGGUGACCUAUUUUGAAUACGUUGUUGAAAUAACAACAUAAUAUAAGCUCAGUUACUGCAUAUGGCGCCUAUAUGUGCCUGGGUGAAGGAAUUUCACUUGUGAAUAUCAGAUGAGUUUUUUUAGUCCAAAUGUUUUCGUCAGACUGACAGUAAAAAACCAUAACGAGACAUGUAGAGCACACUGUGAAAUGUCAUAAAUCAUAAUUAAUCAUACCAGCGCUGACAGAAAAACCUUACCAGUGUGAAUCCAAACAUUAACCUCACACAGACCACACUGGCACGAUGCUCUCAUUCUCUGAAGGAAUGCUAAGGACUGAGAUCACAAGCUGGGACGUGCCGGUUGGAUAACACUGGUUCCUGAUGGGCACCUGGCUUUAAGAGUGUGCGUGGUUGUGUUUGUGUGCGAGAGACAGCAGACAGCCCACGCUCGAUCCAAGGUUUACACCGUAGUUAAUCAUCAGAUGGUGGCAUUCCUUCGCCUUGACUCAAAUCUCAACACACAACCCCCUCCUUGUCCAUCUUUGGCUUGUUUUGCAAUUUUUCAUGUGUGACUCAGAGCUCCAGUUGCUUCAGGGUAAUCACUGCAAGUGCAUGUGUGAGGGUCUUGUGUGUGUGUGUGUGCGUGUGUGUGUCUGGGUUGAGCGGCGUGCUGCCCUCCGGUGAUGAGACGAGUCCUUAAGUAAACACGCGAUAGUCAUCCAUAAACACAGAGCGGUGGCUACAUUCUCCCUCUGAUUAUCUGUCAGAUUUGACCCAGUGAGCUCAGUCCUGCAGGUAUGCUGGACUCAGCCGUGAUUACAAGAAUGUAAAUUGCACCAGACCAUUUGCAAACAUUCGGAGGGGAGGGAAUGUGUUUUUGUGUCAUUCAGAGUUUGAUUGUCAAUACUUUAUGACAAACUUUUUGUGUUAAAACUGAUUAAGAAUUAGAUGUAGCAUCAUAAACAAACAAAUAAUGGAGUUUAGAAAUAAACGGUGGCUUCGACAUAGUGAAGAUUAGCAGACAUUAUAUGAUAACUGUCAACAGGCACUGUAGGUUUUUUAAGGAUGUUGAUGUUAACAUUUAGCUAAAGCACCACUUUAACUUCCCCUCAUAUAUUCUCAGCAGCUGCUGGUAUGGCUGUUGUGGUCUUGUAAUCUACCGUAGUCAUUCACAGAAGCAAAACUACUCCCCCUGCAUUAUUUACCAAUUAAUUCCCAAUUGGUGUUCAGCCUGAUCUUUGUGUUUGGACUCCUUAAAGGGAUAUUCCGGCUAAAACUUAAGUUAGGGUCAAACACACCGCAACACCGAGUUACACCCCCUCCGACUGCUUGCUUCUCCAGUUAUACCAACUUUAGUAACGACCGCAUGAUAGCAAUACAGAGAGCCACUCGCUCAUCCAAAACACCGCUUUAUAGCCACAAAUAAUGCUCAGAACAGCACCUAACUCCAUCAACAGUACAUAUAGGGUCCCAGCCAUAGCACUAGCCACCAAACAUCUUUUUAACUUUGCCUGAUUUCUAUACCAAAGAGACAAAACACAACUCACCCACUCUCUUCCAGCAGCUGCUUGUUUAUACGGAGACCUCCGGGCGAGUCCAUUACCGCAGUGGGGUGACGCAGCUCAAGGAAGAACAUUUCGGAGAUGAUCAUAAAUGUUCUUCCUUGAGCUUUGUCACCGCUUAGUCCGUAAUGGACUAGCUUAAGGUCUCACUACAAACAAGCGGCUGCUGGAAGAGAGUAGGUGAGUUGUGUUUAGUCUCUUUGGUAAAGAAAUCAGGCAAAGUUAAAAAGAUGUUUGGUGGCUAGUACUAUGGCUGGGACCCUAUAUGUACUGUUGAUGAAGUUAGGUGCUGUUCUGAGCAUUAUUAGUGGCUAUAAAGCGGUGUUUUGGUUGAGUUUUUUUUUUAUGGCUCCUCAGACCGCUGUGAAUCGCUAUCAUGUGGUUUGUUACUCAAGUUGGUAUAACUAGAAAAGUAAGCGGUCAGCAACAUCCAUCUCUCGACGGGGUGUCUAACUCGGUGUUACGGUGUGUUUGACCCUAAAUUAAUUUUACGCCGGAAUAUCCCUUUAAGCAACAAUUUAGGGUUCAUAUAGUAGAUGAAUUUCAGAUCAACUCCUUGUGGAGGUAUGCUAGCAUGACACAGCAAUAAGUUCAGCUGUCUGUGAUGAGGAAAAUUGGCCCAUCACCAUUUUAAAAUCAGAUGUAAUGUAAGGUUUGAAUUUCAGAGAUUGGGUAGGGUGUCAUCCUUGUUUUUAUUUGCUGUGGCGUAUCUAUGAAAGCUGUGACAGCUGACUGAUAGAAAAUGGGAGCGGUGGCAUGCUUUGAGAACCCCUGAGACGAAGGUACAGGUUGUGAAAUCCCACUGCAGCCGCUCACUGACAAUGGAGGAAUUUCCCUCCAUCGUGAGGAACAUUUUUUUCAUACCAGGCUCCGAGGGGCCCGGGAAAGAAAACACUCUUGUCAGGCUCCACGCAAGCUCAUGCACACAAAAAACACUUAAGCAAGGGGGGGAAAGUUACAGUGUUUGUUUACAUGUGUGUGUCGGGGGGAUUUUGUUGUCUGCACUGGUUGCUCAGGCAGGUGUCUUGUCAUGUCUUAGCACACGCUCAUAAAGAUUUCAUUGUUAGAGCUCCCGCAGCUAUCUAUCGAAGACGCACACACAUUUUUACACACAGGAGUCCUUGUCUAUUGACCCCCUUCAAAGCCCAUAAAUUCAGAUGUGUAAACACUCACACUUACUAAACACAGUCACACGUGUUUUGGAUUUACAUGGAGCUACAAUGGUGCCAUAAUCCUGGUUAAUUACUGACAGUCUAAACAUCGCUGUAGACUCACACAUGAAGCCUCUCAGUUAAAUUAAAAACCUGUCUUGUUAUUGUCAAGACAUGUCCAGUACCUGUGUGACUUGUGUGGGUCUUACCUGCAUGUUGCACACCUGCAGGGUAAAUAAAUCUGGUAUCUUUAUGAUUUUAUUGAUAUUGCUCACCUCAGUCUCAUGAUUAGGUUUAUCUUAUCUCUGUUGUUCAGAGAUAAACCGUCUGAUAAACUGUCUGGUGUGGGCUCGCAAGGAAAAAAGACAAAGCUGCUCAUUCAUUUGUUGUAUAAGAAGUCAGUUCAGGGGACACAAAGUCAGCUCUGCUCCUUUAUUUAUUCUAUAAAUAUAUAUAUCACUCUCUGUAAUUAACUCUUGGCUUAAGGACAAAUGCAUCUCAGCAGAUGACUGAUACAUAUCAAACUUAAAAGUAUGUGGAUAGAUGAACAGAAACUACUUAAUGAUACUGUAUAUCAUAUGAAUUUUCUUAAAAGUAAGAAAAUCGGCAACAUUAAGGGGCAGUCAUAAAUUUGUUUCAGAUGAUGUGCAACUUGUAUCACAUUAUAUCACAUCAAACUCUGUUGUUUCAUAUCAUUUCUCACUGAACAGUAUUGAACCAUAUGAUCUCAUACUGGAAAGUAUCAUAUCAUAUCCUGAUGUAUUGUAUCAUAUCACAUUGCCUUGUGUGUUACUGUAUCGGAUCUAAUAGAUCACAUCAUAUCAUAUCAUAUAUUGUUGUAUUGCAUCGCAUCAUGUUAUGUGAUAUCAUUGUAUUACAUCACAUCCUAUCAUAGCUAUCAUACUGUAACAUAUUAUAUUGUAGCCUAUUUUAUCAUACUGUUUUACAUCUAGUGCAUCAUAUCAUAUUGUAUCAACAGCAUGGUGUAGCUUUGUAUUGUAUGGUAUUGAUCACAUCAUAUUCCACUGUAUUGUGUAGUAUGCUAUGCUAGGCUAUGCAAUCCCAAUCCUAUCUUUUCAUAUCAAAUCAUUCCCAAUGUACCGAACAGUAUCGUAUCGUAUCGUAUCAUAUCAUAUCAUAUGGUUUUUGCAUAUACCAUCGUAUAUCGUAUUAAAUUGAAACAUAUGUUGAUGUAUUGGAUAGAAUCGUGUCAUAUCAUCAUAUUUGUCCUCAAUUGAAUUGUAAGUUAUUAUCUGGUAUUGUAUCAUAUCUCAUUGCACUGACUGAUUUCUCUGAAGCAUGUCGUCCCUUAGCUUCCAAACUAUCUCUUUCCAUUAUCGAUUUCAUGCUGAUUAAGAGGUCCAAAAAAAUCAAACAAUAAUACAAUGACACUGACAACAACAAUUUCUAGAUUAUUGCACUACACCUGAUAUCUUCGGAAAAAGCAACGUUAAGGGUCCUGUGCUGAAUGAUAAAUCCCAACCUCAAAGAUGUGUGCAAAUUUAAGUUACCACAAAAGUAUUACACUUCAUGAACUUUAGUCUGAGAAAACACAACCUUAUUGACAAACAUGCUCAUGCUUUCAUUAGUGUUCUGAAGUUUAACUGUACAUUGCUGAUGGAGAGGUGGUGAGAGCGCAGCGAGACAGGCCUCAGGCUGUACAGUAAGUACUUAGAGUCAUUUACUGCCAGUGCAGCUUCAAGCAUCAUUAAACAGCAGAGAAACGGCCCCAAACAACGCCCCCGUCUUUGUUACUCUCCUUCGUCUUCUGCCUCUCCUUCACCUCGUCUCCCCCCUUGUCCCCUCCCUCUUUCCCCCCUCUGUCUGCCCCCUGGAGAUAGGGACAGAUUUAUGGGAGAGGCUGCUCACCUCCUCCUGAAGGGCUCCUGGUCUGCCGUAUUGAUAACAGCAGAGAGACAUCAGACAGUAGUUUUCUCAGACUGCCAAUGGAAACAUGUGUGGGUGUGUUUGUGUGUGUAAGUAUAUUGUUUUUGGAGGUUGUUUAAAGAACACACUAUCAGCACACAAUUAGCGGGGACAGGGGGGGAGGGAAAGAGUUGGAGAGGUCCGAGUGUGUGUGUGAUAAGAAAAAGAGAGAGUCCUUUGUGUUACGUGCUCCAGCAAUAAUAUCACACAGACAAAUAAAACUAUGAUGAAUGAUGAAAUACUUCAGUUCUGGUAAUAAAUUAUGACUUGCAGGUCAGCAAAGAGUCAAGUGGAAGACCUUUAGACUUUUAAACAUUUUGUUUCCAUGUAUAUAUCUCAAUAUUCCUGAAUGAAAGCCACCCUUGCACCUAAUCGGUCACUUCUUGUCUUUUUUGGAUGGAUUAAAUUUAGCGUAGAUGUCCAUGAAGCCAAAGGGAUGACUCACAAAAUUAGGUGAUCCUCUGACUUUAUAUCUAUAUUAAGAUUUAAGAUGAGACUUCAACUCGUAAGAGAAACAUUAGAGGGAUUGCUAUGAAAUAAGGAUCUAAUACUCAUGGUGCCCAGAGGAUAAAUCUCACCAAACUUGUUGAUUCUCUUACUUUACAUCAAGCUAAAAUUGCUCCUUGCGCAGACAUGAUUUAUUCUUGUUAGAUACCCUCUUUUUCAGACUCUAUUAUGCGUUAAACCAGUCAGGUUUUAAUGGGGUGGUUUUCUGCAACCCUCCUCUUAACACCGACCUUUAGGGCAGACAUGAGAAGUUCAUACUUCAUGUUGUUCACUGGUUUUGCCUUACCUUGAUUACAACUCUUUUUAGUCAUAUAAUCAAACGAUGUAGAUCUACUGGAUUGUUGCAGCAGCACUUAAUUGUAUAAGUCAGGGGAAUUUUCAGCAUUUACACGUUAUUGAAAAUCAGGAUUAUGUUAACAUAAACUGCUGAAGUUUUUAAUACUCUAACAUGUUAAGCAGCAGAAGGAUUUGUCUGCAUUAGAAACAGUAUAAAUAACUCCUUAUUGAUUGUUUAAGUCAAAAUAUAAUUACCACUGGGUCAGUGCUCAAAGACUAACAGCUCACGAAGUUGUCGAAUGAAAAGCCAGGUCCUUAUAUUAUAGGCUUUUAUUUCUUGUUGGCAUUAUUCUGAUGAAGUAUUAGUCACUUCGACCUUCACAUUUCUCAGAAAUCAAAAUAAGAUGAGAACUUUUGCUUAUGGCUUAAAGCUCCUGUAAGGAGUUUUUUGGACAUUUGUGGCACAGACUGAAUUUUUUUUUGCCUUUUUAUGAUAUUCAAGAGCAAACAAGACCAUCAGUUACAUGAUCGUCUUUAUAUCAGCUGAAGAGAACAGCUAUUUUAUUGUGUUAUAAACAUUAUUUACAAUGAAUCUGAUCAGAUCGUCAAAAAUGAGCAUUUUCCUCUAUGGGAGCAUGUAAAGGACAAAAUAAGCGAAGACCGCUUUGCCACCAAAAGUUCAUCACAGGAGCUUUAAUUUACUUGGUAGCUGUCUCUAACUUUGAAAUGCUCUCACCAACACUGCCUCCAUUGCAUGGAUUGCAGGACAGGACCCAGACUUAAAGUAUCCUCUUUGAAUUAAUUUGCAUCGUUGAAGAGUUUCGACCAAUCAGAAUCAAGCAUUAUCACCUCAUAAUUUUAAACAUGAGAGGAAUAACAGUUUCUUAUUCCUUCCCAGCAUGCAGCUGUCACCCCCUGGGCUCGAUGCCUUUCCACCUGGCUGACGGCUCCCUCUGCGACCCGUCCAAUGGAAACUGCAUCUGUAAACCCGGAGUGGGAGGAACGCAGUGCGACAGGUGCAUGGUGGGAUACUGGGGCUUCCACGAAUACGGCUGCCGUCCGUGUGAUUGUGCUGGAGAGUGUGAUCCGUUUACAGGAGACUGUAUGUUUGGGUGAGUAUCUUUAAGGAUUGAUCUAAUUUUAGUUUAGUUUAGUUUAGAUCAACAUUUACGCUCCUGUUUGUUCGUAUUUUUGCAGAUCUGAUCUAGACUUGUACAACUUAGAAGGAAACUCCAGUGAGCCAGUCAGGAUCUUCAGAGUAGACGAGCUCUUCUCUGCCCUUCAUUACUCAGGUAAGGUGUGUGUGUGUGUGUGUGUGUGUGAAUGUGCAUGUGUGUGCAUGUGUGUGAAUGUGUGUUUUCUACCCUCCUCCACAGUCUGGUGACCAAGCAUUAAUGGUUAAGUAAUGAAAGUCUUGAUAAGGCCUUACAAGGACAUUGAACAAAGAUGGAUGUGUGUGUGUGUGUGUGUGUGUGUGUGUGUGUGUGUGUGUGUGUGUGUGUGUGUGUGUGUGGACAGUUUCCAAGUGUCCCUUCUCUCAGACCCCCCAGCUUCAUGUAACUGCAGCUUUCAUUGGCACAUUCCUCACUGGACACACACACACUGCGGUUGCAUUCUUAGGACGCCGCGCACAGCGUCCGAGACCACACACACACACACACACACCUGCAUGCGCUCACACACAUAUAUGCACAUCAGUUAGGUUAUAAAUAUUAAUCCGUGGCUGUGUUUACCUCCUGCAGAGAAGUGCGAGUGCAAAGAGCAAGCCUUGACCAACAGUAAACUCUUCUGCACCAUGAAUUAUGCAUACGGUGAGAACUUCUCAACACUCUUUACAUUUUCAGUCAGAUUUCAGCUCAGAAACACGGACUUGUGUGCGCUAAAUGUUUUCUUAUUGCUCUAAUUCUCCCCUAGUCCUGAAGGUGAAGGUGCUGUCAGCGCAUGAUAAGGGUUCUCAUGCUGAGGUGGAGGUCAAAGUUCAGAAGGUUCUCAGUCAGAACACAAAGGUGAAGAUCCAGCGGGGUCGGGUCACUCUUUACCCCGAGUCCUGGACCGCAAGGGGAUGCACCUGCCCGAUCCUCAACCCAGGUCAGACUAACCCUCCCCUGUGUUAGAUGGUUAAACAGGCAGAUACUGAGUGAAUCUCUUUGACUUAAACCAUUACAAUAAGUAAUAAAUACAUUUUUUGAGAUAAUAGAAAGCUAGGUUAUGUUCAGAAUUUGUUCAGUUUAUUCAGCUCAUUGGAAACUGAACUUGGUCUGUCCCUUCUCAGGGGUUGAGUACCUCGUGGCAGGACACUCAGACCGCAAGCAGGGCCGCCUCCUGGUCAACAUGAAGAGCUUCGUAAAGCCCUGGAAAGCCAGUUUGGGACGCAAAGUCCUCACGCUACUCAAGAAAGACUGCAACUGGUAGAUGGUCCUGUCGAGCGCUGGAGGACAGAGGGACCCGUGGACAGAAGAGACUGUGAAUUUGUGUUUUCUUGUCCUCCUGGUGUGAAUGGCAAACAGUUUGGGAGCAAGUUUCCGAGGCUGAACUGAGAUGAUUGAAGCCUCUUUUUUUCAUAUUUCUGCUGUCGUCCAAUAAGAGCUAGCAGCUGUCUGCGCCGGAUUAAAGCACAUGAGACGAUAUUUUGUAAAGACUUCAAACGACACACAAAAAAAAGACUGAAUCUCCUCCUCUCUGCUGCACUUUAGCCUAAGAUGGACUGAGGGAACAUGGACACACAAAGAGAGGAAGACUUCACACACACGCUCUAAAUGACCCCCUGACAUGGACUGUGGACGCAGCACGUCCAUUCCCUGAUACGCUCCACACACUCAUUUCCACAUCCACACACACACACAGACAGCAGUUUGUGUGCCUGUGUGUGUGUGCUGCAGACGUAAUGUGCAUAGCACUUGGAGUGACGCUGAACAAGCCAUACAAGCCACUACAGGUGGUUAAACCUUAGCCAGUCCAGGUGUGCCUGUGUUGAAAUCAGAGUGAAUGGGAUUUACCCGAACGUGAAUGUAUUUGCUUGUUUUUCAAAUGUGUGUGUGUGUGUGUUUGUGUGAGAGAGACAAAGAGAGAGUGCUUGAAUGCAGAGGUUUAUUACGAGCACAGUUCAGAUUCAGUCCGGCUCUUUCUGUAGGUUUGUGUUCACUUUUUAAAAACAGCCGUUCCAAUCUUUAUGCUGCAGCGUUUUGUAUAUUGAUUCAUCUCAUAUUACAGUAAAAUCCUGAACAUUCUGUUAUUCCUUCCUUUGUGCUCCUGUACAGUAUUAUUUGUACAUAUCUAUAUAAAUAUGAUGUUCUUCUUUCUCUCUUUGUUUAAUUUUUUUUUUUAUGUGAUAAGAUGAAAGUGUAAUCCAAGGUAGUUACUGUAAGCCGCCAUUUUUCUCAGUUAUGAUAGUCUUUAAUUACACACACUGAUU
This is a messenger RNA of Xyrichtys novacula (pearly razorfish), 27113 nucleotides long. The record is from the annotation of a GenBank genome assembly. NCBI's taxonomy places the organism in Eukaryota, Metazoa, Chordata, Actinopteri, Labriformes, Labridae.